Cylicocyclus nassatus is the source of this 628-nucleotide messenger RNA. The record is from the annotation of a GenBank genome assembly. Lineage: Eukaryota; Metazoa; Nematoda; Chromadorea; Rhabditida; Strongylidae.
AGACAUGUCGCAACCCGACCGAGAAGAACCAAUAGAGGAGCACAUGGACGUUCAACCAAAUCAAGAAGAACAACGAAUACCUGUUGAAGUCAACGUCCACGAACUGUUCGAUGAGCCAAAUCCACCAGCACCAAUCGAAUGGCAAGGUCUCUUGCCCUCAAUGGAGAGAAGGAUCAAGAAAAUCGAGGAAACCAUGUCAAGCAAUUUUGGGAAAAUCAACAAGAAAUUGGACUGGUGCCUGGACAAUCAAGAGGACAUAAUAGGCAAUGAACUUGACAAGAUCAGACGUCAAUUGAAAUCGCUAACAAAUGCUGUGUACGAAGAGAUAGACUAUGGCCACGGCAAACCAGUCACCGAAAGAAUAGCAAAGGAAAGGACGCCUUCACCUCAACCAGGACCUAUCGAGCAGAAAUGGUUGGAGGUCGCGAAGGUCCUCAUCCCUGAGAAGACCAGCUAUGAGACCGAUGAAAGGAGCUGGAACACAGCCCAUACCGGGAAAGGUGCAGCAGCGAAUGCUCAGAUCUCGACUGCUCCCGCCACGAACAGCCACAGUCACCCUACUCCCCCUUGGCAAUCCAUCCACUACCCACCGGCCCUACGACGUCCCCUACGAGUGCGAUUACGAUAG